GGGCUUAUUGCAAAAAACACGCUACGCCGGAAAAGGUAGUCACAUGAUCGCCUCUCCUCGUCGCAUUUCGCAAACUCUCCGCAAAGGCUCCGCGCUCUAGUAAAGUCACGCAGAUCUGGCGGCUACCUACGCGUGUCCCAUCGACCUUGGGGGACAUCAGACAUUGGCUCCAUUGGCGCAUUGCUUUAGUCUAUCUCCAACGAUUCAGAAACAACAUAACUCCCGGUUUUGCGACGUUAAUUGAAGGCAGCGUGAGCGUGUUCUCCGCCGUUGAUCCAUCAUGGCACCUACUUUCAGAUCUUCUCGGUCUGGUCGACAGUUUACAGAUAAUGCGAGCCGUAGUCGUGCAGCAGACAAUGACAUCUUCGAAGGCUUGCCUGUUCGCCGCUGGACUCGGCAAAACCACACAGUCUCUCAAGAUGCCCAGAUCGACAUUCCCAGCAGCACUAGCCGCGACGCCCAGCCAGACCUUCCCUUUCCCGAGUUGCCAAUGCCAAAGGACAGCCAUCUGUUGGCGGCACACAGCCGUGCUUUACUUCGUGCUGCUCGCGCCGGCUAUAUUUAUCUAAGCCCGCCGAUAAAAGAUUCACAAGCAACAGAGGAGAAGGAAACGGUUGAAGUAGAUGCGACAACUCCCGCUACAAAAAUGGAGAGAAGCUAUACAACACGGAAAUGGUCGCAAUUACCCAAACAUCUGGAGCUACCAGAAGCCGAAUUCUUGGCGAAGAGAAGAGCUGGCCUGCCUUCUCUAUAUGGCGUCGCAGGGACGCUUACGACCGGGGCAUCUGGUGCUACGCAAUCUAUGCGAAAGGUCAAGGUUAAAAAGACUGACCCUAAUACUGGAAAUGUCACAAUUUAUGACGCGUGGGUUCCUGAGGGCCAGAAGGUAGAGGGUGAGAUCAAGGACGAGUCUCAAGUGGCUCCUGCUCAGCCAGAUGCAACGGUUACUAGGGUGGUACCACCACCAGGUACUGUCGUAGAAGGUGUAGGAAUUUCAAAUACCGAGGGAGUUGUGGUUGCUGCCCCAGCCGCGCCAACUGCCCCAGAAUCCACUAGCGAAAAAAAUGGGCCAUCGCCACCGAAACGAAAGAGCAAUGAUGAAGGCGAGAAAGGUCGGAAGCGGGUUAUGUUUGCACCUGGCGAAGGGGUCGAGGUCGGAGAAGAAGACGCAAUGGCUAUUGGUGACAAACAAGACGAGGAUAUGAAAGACGAAGAGGGUGAGGGAGGUGAGGCAGGUGAGGCAGGUGCUGCAGCUGUGGGGAUAACAUCACAAGAACAGACUCCACAAACUCAACCAGGUGACUUAUCGUCAGAACCUACACCAAUGGUCCUCGACCAAGAUACCACUCCAACCCUUCAACCAUCCAUAGAUGUUGAUAUGUUAUCGUCAACUCAAGAGCCCGAGCAACCUACGACCAAUGCGCUAUCGUCACAAAACCCACCUCUUGAUGAUCAAUCAGUACCGCACGUUUCAGAAUCUCCUGAAGUAAAACAGGCCGCGAAAGCCGAGUCACCAGUGCCAGAGCAUUCAUUACUAGAACCACCACAAUCUCCAGUACGACCUGAAUCCGAACAACUGACCCCACCUCAUCUAUCUUCGGCAGCUAUUCAAAUCACAGCCAUUGAAGAAGAAAGGCAUACAACAACUGAACAAGUUAAAAAUGUAGAAAAAAAAGAGCAAAAGGCGGAGGUCUCCAAUUCUCCUAUUCCUCCAACCACCGAUGAUUCGGUGCCUCAGGAACAGGCACCUUCCCCUCUCACUUCGGAUUCAUACGAGCCAGCAGCCCUUGCUGUUGAGAAAUCAGAGACUGUCGAGAUUGUGCAGGCGGCAGCAGCGGAGCCUGAACCAGUCCAGGCAAAAACAGAAACCGAGCAGGUCCAACAAUCAACAAACAUUGUGGAAGAGGUGCCGUCUGAACAAGUGACAUCGGAGCCGACCACCCAACCGACAAAAGCUCCACAACAACAAGGUGUCGACUUAUUGAGUAGCCUCGCAAUGAGCCUAGAGAAUAAACCCGAGGAAAUUGAAGAUGCUCAACCGGUGAGAAGUCCUAUAACGCCCCCAGAAGCACAGGAGACGCCUGGACAAUCAAACAUCACCGUCGAACCGAUCUCAGAGCCAGUAGUCGGGCCGCCACCGUCAGAACCUAUUGCGGCACCCGUUGAGACUGCACCACCGAUAGAAGAAGCUUUAUCACCGAUAGUAGCUGCACCACCUGUCGAGAGUGCGCUGCCCGUGGCCGCAACAGCGCCAAUUGAACCCACGGCAGUAGCUGAACUUGCACCACCAGUCGAAGCUACCAUUUCAAAGGAGCCUAUGCCGCCAACUGCGAACCCUGAUCCUGUGGUCGUGGCUGGGCUUGCGCCUGAACCUGAGCCGGCAUCAAUACCACCGCCAGUUCCAGCUGAAAACAAAAUCCCUGAAAUCUCAGCAGAAGCCGAACCUGAACCCGCCCAGCCAGCCGAGCCAGUUCCUGAAACAUCAGAUGGCUCUUCCGAGAAACCUCCAGCCGAAUAAAGGGAUACAUUGAGAUGAUUUAUGAAUUCGUAUAUCAGAUUGAGAAUCGAUGAAAUACAAUUGAUAUUUUUCUAUCGUCAUACAUGAUAUACUUUUGGUGGUUAGCGUUUGGCUUUUGCUCUCUUUUUGCGUUGGGCCGGUAAAGGCGUUAGAUCAGGGGUGUCUUUUUAAGUGAUCAGAUUGGAAUAUUUGUCAAAUUUAACGACCAUACCCAGCUCUAGGCUAUGACCAAGUCCCAGUUCCGGUAUGGUCGUUGAAUUUGAGUAAACGAACAAACCCGUAAAUUGGUGCAUACGGGUAGCCAUACUGCCGUUUUCUCGUCUCAUGUAUAUCAUAUCAAUACAUUUCAAUGGUAAAUAGACAAUUUGAUGUAUCAAAGACUUCGUAUGAACAAUAAAUUGAG
This is a messenger RNA of Talaromyces proteolyticus, 2921 nucleotides long. RefSeq lists its product as uncharacterized. Lineage: Eukaryota; Fungi; Ascomycota; Eurotiomycetes; Eurotiales; Trichocomaceae. Bases 281 to 2518 code for a protein of 745 amino acids. The record is from RefSeq and is a predicted model, not a curated record. The transcript has 2 exons.